This is a messenger RNA of Halichondria panicea, 883 nucleotides long. Its product is annotated as deoxyuridine 5'-triphosphate nucleotidohydrolase-like. Gene Ontology annotation, biological process: dUTP catabolic process; dUMP biosynthetic process. Bases 151 to 738 code for a protein of 195 amino acids. The record is from RefSeq and is a predicted model, not a curated record. NCBI's taxonomy places the organism in Eukaryota, Metazoa, Porifera, Demospongiae, Suberitida, Halichondriidae. Gene Ontology annotation, molecular function: dUTP diphosphatase activity; magnesium ion binding. The transcript has 5 exons.
UUCUCUGAUGGAGAAAAAAACGCAAAGGAGUAGCCGAAAAGUUUUACCACAUCAAGAGUAGAUAAGAAUACUCUUACUAUUAAUUACUUAUUGACCACAUCCAUAUGCCAGGCCACGUGAAGGAAAAAGUUGGCGGCGGGAGAUAUUAUAAUGAAAUUAUCCACCCUACUCGUACUCUCUACAAUACGUACAAGAAGGUCUCUACUAAAAAAGAUGGCUGUGGUUGCUCCUUCUCCCCUCUCUGACUAUACUAACACCCAGAAUAAAACCUUGGAUAUGGGCAGUUCCCCAAAGAAGUCGCGACCGGCAGCUGAUCAGACCCUCCAGGUGAAGAGACUGAGUGACAAAGCCACAUUACCGACUAGGGGAUCCCCCUUUGCAGCCGGCUACGACCUGUACAGUGCUCAAGAUGUAACCAUUUGUCCUGAAGGCAAAGCUCUGGUGAAAACUGACAUCGCCAUAGCCGUACCUGAGGGUUGCUAUGGGAGGGUAGCUCCUCGCUCAGGGUUGUCAUGGAAACACCAUAUAGAUGUCGGCGCUGGUGUGAUUGACUAUGAUUACCGUGGCAACGUCGGCGUCGUGCUAUUCAACUUGGCGAAACAAGAGUACAAAGUCCAAAAAGGCGACAGAAUUGCACAACUUGUUCUGGAGAGAAUAUUCACACCACCUGUUGUGGAAAUGGAUUCUCUUGACAACACUGAGAGAGGGACGGGCGGCUAUGGAUCUACAGGGAAAUAGUCCAUCACAUGACUCUUAGUUUAAUCACAUGACUGAACAUUUGACCACAUAAAACCACAAAACAGUCAUUAUAUUAUCUCUUCGAUCCUUUUAUUUACUUUCACUAUUCUGAUACUUAACAAAUUUAUUGAUAAAUUGACAACAA